CGAGCCCCCUCCUCCCCACGCCAUCUCAGCUCGCACUCUCUCUCUUUCUCUCUCCUCGCGUCCCUUCGCUCGAGCACGACCAACGAAGAUGGAGCUAACGUUCAUCAUGAUCAAGCCCGAUGGCGUCCAGAGAGGCCUCAUCGGUGAAAUCAUCGGCAGGUUCGAGAAGAAAGGAUUCUCCUUGAAAGGUCUGAAGCUUGUCAGUGUGGAUCGUCCUUUUGCCGAGAAGCAUUACGCAGACCUCUCUGCGAAGCCUUUCUUCAGUGGCCUGGUCGAUUAUAUCAUCUCUGGCCCCGUAGUUGCCAUGGUUUGGGAGGGCAAAGGUGUUGUGACAACCGGGAGGAAGAUCAUUGGAGCCACCAACCCUGCAGAAUCUGCUCCUGGAACCAUCCGUGGUGAUUUUGCCAUUGACAUUGGCAGGAAUGUCAUCCACGGAAGCGACUCGGUCGAGAGCGCAACCAAGGAAAUUGCACUGUGGUUUCCUGAAGGCAUUGUGAGCUGGCAAAGCAGCGUUCACCCCUGGAUCUACGAGUAGAUUUUCAUGUGCUGUGAUUCUGUUUGCUGCUCGUCUAAUUUGACUUAAUGUAUUAUCAACUGUUGAGCUUUUGAUCCACUUUGUCAUGAGUGUCUGGUCUGGUGGAUGUCCUAUUGUCCUUGCCUGUGUUUACGACUGCAGAUGCGAUUUGAACGAUAUAAGAAUUUUGGUCGAUGUCUGGUGGUAA
Molecule: messenger RNA, 722 nt
Organism: Syzygium oleosum
Lineage: Eukaryota; Viridiplantae; Streptophyta; Magnoliopsida; Myrtales; Myrtaceae
Product: nucleoside diphosphate kinase 1
Exons: 4
Coding region: 89-535 (148 amino acids)
Biological process (GO): UTP biosynthetic process; GTP biosynthetic process; CTP biosynthetic process
Molecular function (GO): nucleoside diphosphate kinase activity
Source: RefSeq, a predicted model, not a curated record